AUGUAAAGUGAAUAAUUGAGUGAAUAAAAAUUGUAUGCUUGGGGAAGUGCAGAAUGUGAUCAAUUUUUGUCUAAGGAUGAAGACGAUGAAGAAGUGUAUGAAGUCAAGAGACCAUAUCAAAUAAAAGAAUUGAGUAAUCUGUCAAUAACCUAAGUGGCAUGUGGAGGAAUGCAUGCACUCAUAUUGACAUCUUAAGGAAAAGUAUUGCAUAAAAUAACUAUAAAUUAGGUGUAUUCCUUUGGAUGCGAUGAUAAGGGUGUGCUUGGCAGACCUAAAAUAGAAGGUUAGGACGCUCGAGUUCCAGCUCUAAUUACAGACCUUCCUCCUGUUGAUAUGAUUGCUUGUGGUAGUUCUCAUUCAAUUGCUGCAAAUUCCAAUGGUUUAGUAUAUUUCUGGGGGUUUUAUGCAAAUACUCAUGGUCCCAUUGGAGAUCCAGUGUAAAAGCCAAAAAAGAUGGAUAAUAUUACGGAAGGGAUAAAAAAAAUACUCUGUGGUUAAAAUCACACAAUGGUAUUAUUGGAAAGCCAAAAAGUAAAGUAUUUGUUUACAUAUAGUUACUCACUUGGGGUGACGCAGAAACUUUAGUAAUAGGUAGAAAAAGUGAAACCAGAAGAUCUAUUAUUCAAAAUUUAAAUCCAUAACCUAUCAAGAUGAAAAAACCAAUUUUAAACAUUUUUACAGGGGCUUCACAUGCAUUUGUUAAAGUUUAAAUGAAAGAUAAUAAAGUUGGAAUUUAUGGGUGGGGAUUAAAUAACUAUGGAUAAUUGGGUAUUGGAAAUCAAGAAAAUUAAUAAUUGCCAGUUUUAGUCCAAUUUUUUGAUAACAUUGAUGUUAUUGAUAUGGUGGGAGGAGAACAUCAUACUAUUGCACUUGAUUCUGAAGGAAAUCUUUACUCAUUUGGUAGACAUGAUGAUGGACAACUUGGAUUAGGAGAAGAAAUCAAUGAACAAUUAAAGGAACAAGCAUAAAAACAAUUAGAAGAAGAAAUCUAAUCAUAGAAACUCAAUGAAGGAAAUAAAAAAAAAAUAAGCAAGAAAAAUAAAUAAUAAGGGGAACUUUUUGAAAUCUAAAAGUCUGAUAAAGUUAUUGGAUAUGAAUUCAUCAAUGAUCCUUAAAUGAUCAAAGAUAUCCCAAAAAUGUAAUCUAUUUAUUCUUCCAUGCAUUUUAAUUUUGCAAUCUCUCAAUAAGGCUAAAUAUUCUCCUGGGGAAAUGGUUAAAGUUUUGUUCUUGGUACAAGAAAUGAAAAUUCCCAAUUCAACCCUAAAGAUGUAUAUUAUAAUAUUUAUCAUAACUAAAGAUUACUACCAUUUUUAAAAAUGAAAAGCUUUUAUAAAUUUCACUUGGUGCAAGCCAUGUGAUUGCAUAUACAUCAACAGAUUUAAAUUACAAUACCUAAAAAAUUGAUGAGUCAAUCAUAAAAAUACAAGAUUAAAACACAAAACAUAAAAAACCAAGAAAAAGUAAUAGCAGAGAUAUAAGCAAGGAAAGUAGUAUGAAAAGAAGUGUAUAAAAAUUUGAUGACAGUUUAAUUCCAGUUAAAGAUUUGAAAAUAGAUUGA
This is a messenger RNA of Paramecium octaurelia, 1558 nucleotides long. The record is from the annotation of a GenBank genome assembly. Lineage: Eukaryota; Ciliophora; Oligohymenophorea; Peniculida; Parameciidae.